UCCCGCACGGCAGAACCAUUACCACUGAACCCACACAGGCGGAGCACAUAGAGGGACGGACCAGGAAAUACACCGGCUUGAUCCGUAAUCAUUCCUCCGGCUUACAGAAGUGCACUAUGUGGAGUGACGAAGCCGUUAUUUAAUGCCCUAGUUAGUGCGCUUUAAACAGGGAACAGCGCCGUAUUCGGGAUUCUGUCAUAAAUCAUAGCAACUGAACCGCUGAAGAACAGUGAAUUUAAUAAAUCAGAUGACGCUCGGUUUUUUAAAAAACGUUAAUAAAAUAAGAAAUUAUACCGAGAAAUACUUUAUUUUUGAGUUACGCCUUAAUUAUUGUGAUUAUAUUUCCAUCCGAACGCAUUAAACUGUCGGAUCAAAACAAACCAACUUCCGGUGGCUUGAGUUAAAGCUGCUUUCAAUGUAGAUUUUUUUUUUAAACAAACAGAUAUUAAACAUUCUGCGGAUGCUGUUUGCUCCUUUUGUAGGUUAUCGCGUGUAACUGUGUGCGCGGUGGUUUAUUAAACACACAUUACCUCUGUUAUAAUGCGGAAAUUCUGCACGUGCAGCUGUUAUUAUACUGAGAAUAUUUUUCUAGAGCAGCACAAACUCCAUGUGCGCUUCAGCUCAGAAGAGCAGUUUAAAGCGGACUAUCAACACAUCCUCCGGUCCCUGGGUUGUGCCACUGAUGCCCAGUACAAUGCUGUUCUUGAAAAAAUCCACGCUGAAGUCGAGAGGCGCCGGUGUCUCACGGCACAAUCAGCAGAGAGAAAAUCAGUCAUCAAGGAGACGUACAAACCCCUCCAUCAGCACGUCUACCGCUUACAGGAAUCCUUCUUGGCCCCCGAGUUUGUAGAAAUAGUGAAAUACAGUCGUGAAGACAGCGCCAGUGUAGAGGGAGUGCUGGAGCUCAUCACUGAAGAGGCUGCACCCAGGGUGUAUCGUUUCCCAGUGUUCACACAAGUUUUCUGCAAGGAUCUGGUAGAAGAGCUGGAGCAUUUCGAGCGCUCCGAGGCUCCGAAGGGUCGACCAAACACCAUGAACAACUACGGGAUCCUCCUGGACGAGCUGGGGUUGGACGAGGGUUUGAUUACUCCACUCAGAGAGCUGUACCUGAAUCCUCUCAGCUCGCUGUUGUUCCCGGACUGCGGCGGGAAAUGGCUGGACAGCCACAAGGCCUUCGCCGUGAAAUACACACUGAACGAAGACCUGGAGCUCAGCUACCACUACGACAACGCCGAGGUCACGCUGAACGUCUCGCUCGGGAAAGACUUCUCUGACGGAAACCUGUACUUCGGGGACAUGAGACAGGUGCCCCUGAGUGAGACGGAGUGUGUGGAAGUGGAGCACCGUGUAGCCGAGGCCGUGCUCCACCGCGGCCAGCACAUGCAUGGUGCUCUGCCCAUCUCAUCAGGGUGCCGCUGGAACCUGGUGGUGUGGAUGCGAGCGUCACGUCAAAGGAACCGCCUCUGCCCCAUGUGCAACCGAGCGCCACGACUACAACCUAGUGACGGCUACGGAGACGGAUUCACCGAAGAGGACACCGGGCUGUGCGCUUUAACAUGAAGCCCGUAAUGCUUGGGAACGUUAAAGCGGCAGUUUUUUUUUUUUUUUUUUGUGCCAAGGGAAUGAAAACGCAGGCUUUCACGUUCCAACUCACCCGAAUCCACCUUCUACUGAAACUACCACAGGCCUUUAAGGAAAAGGGGCAGAGCUAAUUUCAGGGCCAGAAAAAAAGUGCACAUAAAGCGUAAAUUGAAUCAACUAGUGAGACAUGUUUGGAUCAUAUCAGAUUAUAUUUUGAAUCUAAGCUCUUAUUCAAACAAGGUGAAAUCUAGGUAACAACUUAGAUCCUGAGAUCACGUCUUAAGCCUAGGUCACAACCGGACGUACGAUUUUUUGGCCGUGCGAUUUUUGGCGUUUCCCAAAUCGCUGCGUUUUUUUUGUUCGUGGAGAAAGACGAACGUUGGCCGCAAGUUUGUCUUGCAACCUGAAAAAACCGUAAGCGCCUGUAGAGUUUGUUUGACAUGACAAAGAACCUCUGCGGCCGGUCUACGGCUCGAAAAUCAGCACAUCACACGCGCGCCCUCCGUGCGUUUCUUGUGUUUUUUGCAUGUAGACCGGCUGUAGGAGCACGUAUGGCCGGUUGUGACCGAGGCUUUAGAGCAGCUAUAUAUAUAUAUAUAUAUAUAUAUAUAUAUAUAUAUAUAUAUAUAAAUUAAUUUAUCAUCACUGAAUUACAGCUUUAACGCUUAAGCAGUUUUAUUUUAUUCAACUUAUUACUGAAAUAAUGAUCAUCACUGGUCUCGGAACACUUAAAAAAAUACAAAAAAAAAAAAAAACAA
Molecule: messenger RNA, 2339 nt
Organism: Neoarius graeffei (lesser salmon catfish)
Lineage: Eukaryota; Metazoa; Chordata; Actinopteri; Siluriformes; Ariidae
Gene: ogfod2
Product: 2-oxoglutarate and iron-dependent oxygenase domain containing 2
Exons: 7
Coding region: 541-1560 (339 amino acids)
Molecular function (GO): iron ion binding; L-ascorbic acid binding; oxidoreductase activity, acting on paired donors, with incorporation or reduction of molecular oxygen
Source: RefSeq, a predicted model, not a curated record